Molecule: messenger RNA, 1621 nt
Organism: Chrysemys picta bellii (western painted turtle)
Lineage: Eukaryota; Metazoa; Chordata; Testudines; Emydidae
Source: RefSeq, a predicted model, not a curated record
CCCCUGUCAGAGCCAGGAGCGGGGCGUGGGGCUGGGAUGUGGCAGCUCCGCGGAACCUCCGCCUGGGUGGCCGCGGGAGCCCCUGGGCUCCGAGCACCCGGCUCCCCACGCCCGGGGGCAGGAGCCUCCCAGGUGCCACUGAGCGGCCAUGGAGGAGUCCACGCGGAUGGGUUACUGCAUCGUGGCCGGCAGCUUCGUGGCCUUCCAGUUCUUCUUCUCGGCCGUCAGCCCCCAGCUCUCGCUGGCGCUCAGUCGCCGCUACUGCAGCUUGAACGCUGUCAAAAAGUGCGAGUGGAACUCCAGGUACCGCAGUCCUCGGGGCCUGAGGGGAGCAGGACAGAACCCAGGAGUCCUGGCUCCCAGCCCCCCAACUCUGCCAGGAGCCAGGGCCGCCCGUGCAGCUGGCAUCGGCUGGGCAGAGGGGGCUGUGCGCUCCCCACCCCAUCCCAUGCCAGCCCCUCAUCCCCUGACUCCUUGUGCUUCCAGGGGGGACCCUUACCUGGUGAAACUCAACGUGGCCAUCACCUGCGGCUACCUGCUCUACGAUUUGCUGCUGCUUCUGCGCUAUUGGAAGACGCUGGGCGACUCCCUGUUCGUUUGCCACCACUUGGUGGCGCUGUACGCCUACGGCUACGUGCUGAGCCGAGGGGUGCUGCCCUAUUUCGCCAACUUCCGCCUCCUGUCCGAGCUCUCCACCCCAUUCGUCAACCUGCGGUGGUUCUUUGACACCGUGGGGCAGCCCCGCUCCUCCUGGUUCGUCUUGGCCAAUGGCCUGGCCAUGACCGUGGUCUUCUUCCUGGUACGCAUCGCCGUCAUCCCCAGCUACUACGCCCGCGUGCUGGCCUGGUACGGCACGCCCGAGUACGCCCGCCUGGGGCUCGCCGUGCAGGUGGCCUGGAUCGUGCCCAGCCUAGCCCUGGAGGUCCUCAACCUGGUCUGGAUGUACAAGAUCGUCCGGGGCUUCUACCGGGCCUUCUGCCGGCCCCGGGAGCGCAAGGCGGCCUGCAGCCACAGCGACUAAGCGGGAGCUGGACUUCCCCAGGGGGCAUGGCCGGGGGGCCCCUAAGCUCCCAGCAGAGAUGGAAGAUCCCCUCUAGUUCCCAUCAGAGCCCACAGCAACAGAAAUACCCUGGCCUGGCACGUGCCGCCAGGCACCCGGACUGGCCCCCACUGAGCACCAGGGGCAUCUUGACUGGCACGUGCCCUGCGGGCACCUAGGAAAUUCAUGGAGAUCACAGACUGGCAUAUGCCCCAGGCACCCAGGAAAUCCAUGGGGCACCGGGACUGGCACUGAACACUUGGGACGUCUGGACUGGCCCACGCCCCUGGCUGGGAGCUCGGUGGGGGCCCAUAUGUGGGGCUGGCAGUGCCCCUCACAGAGGGCUAAGGCUGCCCAACCCCCAGCUAGGGGUGUCUUUGGGGGGGCCUGCAUGUCCAUGCAUAAGGGGCGCAGAGGCUCCUGCCGGGUGGGGGGUCCCAUGGGGCAGGGGCAGAGCGGGGAGCCAUGGUAGGGCCACGUUGCAGCCUCUUGAACGUCUUCCCCAGGCCCCCGCACCCGCUCCCACUCCUGCAAAAAGCAGGAGGAACCCCAUGCUACUGGCUGGAAAGUUGGGGGGGCGGG